Pecten maximus is the source of this 6502-nucleotide messenger RNA. Its product is annotated as haloacid dehalogenase-like hydrolase domain-containing 5. NCBI's taxonomy places the organism in Eukaryota, Metazoa, Mollusca, Bivalvia, Pectinida, Pectinidae. The record is from RefSeq and is a predicted model, not a curated record. Gene Ontology annotation, cellular component: mitochondrion. Bases 31 to 1395 code for a protein of 454 amino acids. Gene Ontology annotation, biological process: glycerophospholipid biosynthetic process. The transcript is spliced from 8 exons.
CAUAGCAAAACCCGAUGUGAUUGGUCAGGAAUGCUCACACCUUCAAGGAAAGGUGAAGGUCGAGUAGCCGAGAAUGGCUUCAAUAUUAUUUUGAGAGAGGUGAAGAUGGCAUUUUCAACAACCACUCGUCGGAACUUAUUCAGAUGUAUGCGCCGAAUUAUUAACAGGAAAACAGUGACAACUCAGGCUGACAUGUUAAAAUUCGGCUUUAUGUUUGACAUUGACGGUGUCAUCGUCCGCGGAAAGAAAUUGUUACCAUACGUUAAAGAGGCAUUCCAGUUACUUACGGAUCGUUAUGGUAACUUCAGGGUCCCAGCUGUGUUUGUUACAAAUGCUGGCAACACCCUCCGUCAAGACAAGGCAGAACAGCUCUCCGAGUGGCUGGACGUCAAGGUGAGUAGUGACCAGGUGGUGAUGUCACACAGUCCUCUAAAGAUGUUUCCCGAGUUUCACGAUAAACACGUGCUGGUAUCAGGACAAGGCCCAGUGGUGGAAAUAGCACAGAAUCUAGGAUUUAGUAAAAUCACAACGAUAGACCAACUUCGUCAAGUUUUCCCCAAUUUAGAUAUGGUGGAUCACAAGCGAAGACGAUCAUCUCCCAGAGAAGAAGACAUGAGACUGUUUCCACCAGUAGAAGCUGUAAUUCUGUUUGGUGAACCAGUGAGAUGGGAGACAAACCUGCAGAUCAUCAUUGAUGUUCUACUAACCAAUGGGAAACCCAUGUAUGCACCCAGGGAGAUUCCAUAUCCCCAUAUGCCUGUACUUGCCUGCAACAUGGAUCUACUCUGGAUGGCGGAGGCAUGCAUGCCGAGGUUUGGACAUGGCUGUUUCCUGACCUGUUUAGAGCAUCUAUAUAUGAAAAUAACCGGCCGAGAAUUAAAGUAUACUGGGUUGAUAGGGAAGCCGAGUGGAAUAACAUAUCACCAUGCCGACUCUAUACUUUGGCACCAGGCCAAGAGCCUAGGAAUCCGACAACUAGACACACUUUAUUGUAUAGGGGAUAAUCCAGAAACAGACAUCUAUGGUGCUAACUUGUACAACAGGUAUAUCACAAAACGACAAGAGGAACAAAUGUUAAAGGUCAAAGUGCAGAACGCAGCAGGUGGAGUCGCUCACCUACAGGACGUGGACAGUGACGAUGACAUGGAAGGUCUAGUUCACUACACGGAGGAUAAUGAAGCGGGGCGACAUUUCGCCCGUAACUGUCACUCAAUUUUAGUGUGUACAGGAGUGUAUUGCUCAUCUCGGGAUUAUGUCACCUAUGAUUCUAGCCAAAUGUCCAAUCACAAUCACCGCGACUUUGUACUCGACCCUGAACUCAAACAACCCAAAAUUGUGACUGCGAAUGUGCAUGAAGCUGUCAAGUUUGUACUGCAGAAAGAGGGCUUAUCUUGAUCACAGCACAACUAUAGGCUCUUCUCCUCUCCACUUAAAAUGUUAUCAAUGUUGCUUUCAAUGUGUGUAUUGUUAUUUCUCCCAAAGAAAUAUCUUAGGAGAUACGUUACAGUAAUAUUGAGUAGAUACGUUAAGUAAUAUUGAGUAUUUCUAUUUAUUUUUUCCCCAUGUGUCACACGAUUGUGUUUAAGUAGGUUUUGUGAUUGGUCAUACGCACACAAAUAUACACUUUAAAAAAAAAAAAUUUGUGCAGCUCUAGAUCUGUUUGUCAUGAGGGAAAAAAAUUUUUUAUGUUUCACAUGUUUCAUUAAUUGACUGUAGUCUUGAUUUACAGAUCAAUAAAAUGAUGCAGUACCCCUGGUCACAUGACACUUGGUCGUUAUCUACUCAAAAGCAGCUUUUAAACUCCUCAUCAAAGUUGGAGAAUAUAGAUACAUUGUACAUACAUGAAUUCGAAUCAGGGGGUCUAGAUCUGUCACUCCAUAACUUAGAUACUUUCAGUGUGUCCCAAAUAUGAUUCCUUAUCGGUAUCUUAUUAAACAUUGUAUUAGUUGUUUGUGUACUUGCAUUUAGAAAACAAACAAAAAAAUUGUUCCUUUCAUUUCAAUGACUUUUCAAAAUUCUUAUUUAAUAGAAGUCCUAGUAUAAAGAUUUGAGAUUUGGAUAUUGAUUUUAUUAAAAACUAACAUGCAUGUUUGUUAAUGGCACAAACAGUCACUUAUCAUCUUCAUGUGUAAAAAUAUUAAGAUAUGAAACUAACCUUUAACUAUUAAAACAUUAAAGAGUUAUCACCAAUCUGAUUAUAACAACCUUGUGUUAUUCUAUAUGUGAGUACAUUUAUUUUUCUGUCAUUGCAAAUAUCAAUAAACAAUGAAUAUUUCCAUACCUAUAUCAGAUCUCAGAAGUAGGCUUUGUAUGAUUUGAACAUCCUAUGAAUUAGAUACUGAGGAAUAUUUCCAUACCCAUCAGAUCUUAGAAGUAGGCUUUGGUUGAUUUGAACAUCGUAAGAAUUAGCUACUGAAUACCUUUUUAAUUGACUGCUUUUGCAAUUUGUUUUGCUGGUGAUAGUUUUACUAUAUUUGUCUCCCCAACAAAGUUUUUAAAAUCAUUCAGGUCAUUGUAGCUAUCCCCUAUCCUUAAGUGUGUUUUGAAGGUUCCAGAUGCUGAUAAAAUUGCUUGAUUGCUCACAUAUUUUGGACAGAAAGAAGGAAAAUAUUUUACUAGCAUUUAAGAAAAAUAUAAAGUAAGUUUGAGAAGCAGGGAAAAAGACACUGCAUUGACUCCCAUUACAUAUUCACACUUAAACAUUGAUCAUGUGACUUAUCAUGAUCAUGUGACUUAUCAUGAUCAUGUGACCACAAGGACUUACUUUGAACACAUAUUUUUUUGUAUCCAUUUUUUUGGUAGGGGGGGGGGGGGGGGGUUGGGGGGUUGUCUCCCUCACUCUCACUCUCAUGAUAUUUCUGGCUAGGCGAUUGGGUGCCGUAGAUCUUGAGUUCGAGGCCCGGUCAAAAAGUUAUCUUCCUUCGUCAUUUGUGUUGCUAAGUUAUGUGUUUAUAUAUAUAAAUAUUAGGUCAUGAAAACUAAACUAAUUUUCUACUCGUAAUUCAAAUUUGAUAAGUUGAAGGCUACAUGUAUGAUUUUGCACUGUAGGCAUAUGGUAGAUUUUGAUGGUCAGGUGAUUAGUCCUGGUGGGGUAAAGUUAAAUAUGACCUCAUUUUAAGGACGGAUUCCAAGUAUUGGCCAGUAACCAUGUUGGUUGGAGGAACAGGUAUAUCUGGCUUUUGGGAGUGGCUAUCACAGCGUAGAGAAGCUACUUAAUUUAGGUGUUAGGCAGAUGUAUUAUCACAAUGUUUAACUGUUUUAUUUAAGGUGACAACAAUAGAUCCAACAACACAGUUAAUAUAGAAUAUAUAUUACAGUAGUUUUAUUAAAUUCCAGAUAUUUUUACUUAACUUUAUGAAAACUUACAGACUAAAUAUUAUAAGUGAAAAUGUACAUAACAAGAUUGUGAUAAUGAAACAUUUUGUAUGAAUUGAAACAGUUUUUGUAAAUUUCUAACCAGAAGAUUUAUUGUACUUUACUAAACUGAAACUAAUUGUGGUAGAGACAUUAUGAAACAGAUACAACUGUAGUGUACAUUUUUUUCUUUUUUUCUUCCCAUGCAUUGACGUUCUUUUGAUUUCUAAACACAAUGGUUCCUAUCUUCAUUUUCAUGAAUCUUCUGUUGAUUUUAUCUGUAGAGAUUCAUCAAUAGAUCAACUUAUUUAUAUAAAUAUAAACUUUAUUUUAAAAUAUUUAAGUCCUAGACCAAGCCAAAAACAGUAAUCUAUAGUCUACUUGAUAGAUCUAUGUUUUUACUUAUGGCAAGUUCACAUUUGACCAGAACAAGAUUUUUGUGGCAUUUAUUAUUAUCUAUUUAGUGAAAAAUGUUAAUGGUUUUGUUGUGGGUUUUUUUCCAUGUAAACUUGUGUAAUACUUUGUAUAAUUUGAUGCUGUGUCAGGGAGUGAUACCGAGAUAGCAUUGUUAAUCCUCAGAAUGUAUUAUAUAGUGGGGACAUAACAGGGGAAUGUUACAGAUUUAAAUUUUCAGCUUAUGAGUUUGAGUGUGAACAAUUUUAACAAUAUAAUCUAGUAGAAUAUUUAAGGUGUUUUUAGUAACUACAGCCUUCCUAAGUCUGACUUGUAGAUCUAGUCCAUAGCAACAUGCAUAGUCAGUUUGCGAUAAUACAGAGUGUAUUUAAAUUUUGGUCAUUUUUGUUGUUGUGAGCAAUUUUGGUGAACAGUAAGAAAAUCAAGGGAAAGAGAAUUGAGAAUAUCUAGACUAUAUGUUGUAAGAUUUUAAAAGAAGAUACUGGACGGGUAACAAUAUGUCCGUAAUUUAUGAAGUUUGAUAAACACUUACUUCAGUAUUGUAUUUUUUUUUUUUUUGAAACUCUGACCAAGUGUAAUCAAAAUCAACAUUUUAUGGAACUUAAAAGUAUUGUUUGAGCUUUGCUGUUAUUUUCUGUGUAGAAUAUGUUUAUUCUCAGUAUCUCAGUUUGAGGACCCGUCUAUACUUCAGUCUUUAAGUGUCGUUACAGUAUUUCACUUUGCCGUACUGUUGUGAACAUCCUCAUUUGAUUACAGUAGUCACACACAUACUGUGGAAAUUUCAUCUUGGUUUAUGAUAAUCAGAAGCUUCCUUUAUCUUUAGCAUUGCGGAAAAUGCCGGCUUUUAAACUCUGGAAUUCCUGAACAUAUUUAAAGAGGUUUAUAUAUUAGACCCAGAUUGAAAUAAUCGUUGAUGUUUUUAAGAUACAUUUGGGUACUGGAUGUGUCAGUCAAAGUAAUCACACAUUUAUUGAUGUCCCAACGAAAACAUACUCAUUGAUAUUUAUUUCAAAUGAUUUUGAUAAUGAAUUUGUUAGUAUAUGCUUUGCAUAAUACAAAGUAUGAAAUUUGAAGUUUCUUGAAUGAAUAACAAAUAUAUAUAGAUAUUUGUUUAUGAGCAUUAUAAGUAAGAUUUAUUGAAAAUGUGUGAUUGUGGUAUUUUUGUGUGAGACCAUCAGUGUGAGGUUUCAGAUGCUGGUGUUCAGAGGCAUACAGUUCAUCUUAUAUAUACACACGUAGAUUGAUUCUUAGGAGAGCUGGAAACAGCACACACCAAGGUCUGUGUACAGUUUUAUGUACUUGUAACAAAAUAAUCCUAGAACAAGGAGACAAUAUUUUUACUGACAAUAUUUAAUACUCCUCCUAAGAUAAAUGUUAAUGCAAUAGAUAUGUGUCCAUGUAAAUAGGCCAGAAAGAGAGCUCCUAGAGAUUGGUGAAACAGUAUUUUACUCUGUCUGGUAAAUUAUUUGUUACAGAUUGAUUUGAUUUUAAUUUAUUGGUUAUCAUUUUGUGGAUGACUUAUACAUUAGAUAGCUCUAUAUAAUUUAGGUAUGCAAGUUUUCCCCAAAAUCUAUUCUCUGUGAUCAGUUUCAAAUCUAUUGCAUUUCCAUAAUGACCUCAUGUUUGCCUUCAAACUGAAUUCAUAGUGCUAUGAAUGACAUGAUAUUAUCUGUUACGAUAUCACAAUGGAUAUGGGUGAAAUUACACAUGGCAAUACAGACUUGAUGAUGAGUGUAUCCACUGCAUCACAUGAUAGUCAUGUGAUCAAAUAUCAUUAAAGUUUAUUAGUACUUAAUAUACAGUUUAUCAGAAUAACAAAAGAGAACAAAAUGGAGGUUAUAAGGGGGGAUAAUCCACACCAAUAAAUUCUUCUUUGAUAAAAGUUUUAUUUCUUAAUUUUGGGCAAAUGGUAAUUGUUUUAGGGUGUACCUGUAAUAUUUAAUUCUCAAAAAUAUUAAUUAUGACAGGAAGAGGUCAUUUGUUAUAAUUAUAACAAAUGUUUUUUAAGUCACAUAAAUAGAUUUUCCAUGUUAAGACAUUGUAUUUGUAUCCCAUAUACAUGUAUUUGUGUGGUGUAAUACGAGAGAACAUUAACAUCAUAUUACUAGCUCCGUUCAAUCAGUUAAUCUAACAGUAUACAUUCUGUGAAUCAAAUACGAUUACAUAAAAUUGCACGAAUAGUUUACAGCAUUUUCAUAUUUUGUUUUACAAGAUACUCCAGAGUUAAGGUAAGAGCACAUUAGAGUAAAAUAUGUAUUUCCUUCUACGAGACAAUCUAGUGAUGACUUUAGAUAUUAUCUAUAUACUACCUAUAUAAUAAAUACUAUAGUUAUCCUACAAUAUAAAGGACUUGAUCAUAUUCGUUCAAGUGCUGUCUUUAUUUAUUUUCCAUCCUUGAACAUGAAGGAUUUGAUCCUUUUGGUCGAAUGGUGUCUGUAUUUUUCCCACCCCUAAAAAACCUGAUCAUAUUGAUCAAGUGUUGUCUUUGUAUUUUUCCCAUCCCUAAAAUACUUGAUCAUAUUAGGUCAAGUUCCAGCUUUGUUUACUCCAAUCCUUGAAUAUAAAGGACUUGAUCAUAUUAGAUCAAGUGUUGUCUUUGUUUAUUUUCUAUACAUUGUUGUCUUUAUAAGAACUCAUAGUUGUUACUAUGUAUACGUUUAAUAGUUUGACACAUCGAGUGGACAAGCAAGAAUGUAUUUUUAAGAAUAUUAAAAUUUGUUUUUAAGUUAUGUAA